Messenger RNA from Penicillium riverlandense, 1710 nucleotides. RefSeq lists its product as uncharacterized. Gene Ontology annotation, biological process: regulation of DNA-templated transcription. The record is from RefSeq and is a predicted model, not a curated record. The transcript has 2 exons. NCBI's taxonomy places the organism in Eukaryota, Fungi, Ascomycota, Eurotiomycetes, Eurotiales, Aspergillaceae. Gene Ontology annotation, molecular function: zinc ion binding; DNA-binding transcription factor activity, RNA polymerase II-specific. The coding region runs from base 1 to 1710 and encodes 569 amino acids.
AUGUGUUACGCCUUAAAGCCUCUAGGGGCUGUGGCGCUUGCCGGGCUGUCAGGCGACGAGUGGUGCGACCAGCAGCUUCCCCAUUGCGGACAGUGCACUCGCCGGCACGAAGAAUGCCCUGGGUACCGAGAUGAAUGGGAACUCAUCUUCCGCGAUCAGACAAACCAUACUAUAAAUCGGUCCAAGGAGAAAAGGGCGAAGAGGUCGAAGAAGGCGGCCUCGGCCAAGACUAAACACUGGCACCCUCCCGCCGGCGACCUGAGCCACAAUGUUAACGAGAUAGGCGACAACUAUUCUCUCGAGCUCCAAUACUUCAGUCGACCACAACAGUUAGAAUCCACUGGCCGUAAAUGCGAUGGCUAUGAUCUGCAUCGCUUGCCCGUCAGGAAUCGAGCUCUCUCAUUUAUCCAGAGUAUUUACCCUCACCCGGGGUGGGAAACUACCAUGGACGAGCGACGAUGUUUUUCAUACUUUCGAUAUUGCUCCAUCCCUGGCCUCGGAGCUUUCUUCGACUCUCCUCUCUGGCAGAAAAUUAUCUUGCAGAUUAGUCAUGUCGACCCUGCUGUGUAUCAUGCCGCCAAUAUGCUCGGUGCCCUUCACGAAGACUCGAACGCAAACGAAAUGCGCUUGUCUGGGGAAAACCUCCAGCGAGCUCGUCAUCGCUUCGCACUUCAACAGGCCUCGCGAGCUCAUACGUAUCUCUCCCAACGUCAGGCCUCGAACGACCCUCAGUGGCGGGCAGUUAUACUAGUAUGCUGCCUGCUUUUUGUCAUGUCCGAGUUAUUACUAGGACGGUAUGACAAUGCCUUCCAACAUCUGCAUAGUGGGCUUCGCAUCCUCAAAGAGACACAGGACUAUCAUUCAACAAUUAGUCUAGACGAUUCGCUAGUCCACAUCUUCGAACGACUCGACAUCGAAUCUGCUCAUUUCGGGCCUGGCACCCCGUUCUUGUUCAGCCAUUUUGGAAUUGAUGAUAACGUGCAUACUCUGGACCAUUUUUCUAAAAUGCGAACUGUGUCAGAUGUACACCGAAGCGUGACGCUUCUCUUGAACAUGGGUAUCCCUUUUCUCGCCCGAUGCUGGCCAUCCUCCGCUGUUGAAAUUGCAGCAGAAUACAACGAGUUGUUCCAGAAGCAGCAACGGAUUUUGUCCCUGAACUAUGAAUUCCAACACCAUUUUGAGAUAUUCCAUCGCGACUUCUAUCAUACCCUUCGUGGUCGUGACCAGCAAGGAGUUGAUCUGCUUCAACUCCAGAGUCUUGGACAGAUCCUCAGUCUAAAGACCUGUCUCGUCAAAGGACCGGUACCUGCAAGCUUGACACCCGAAUACAUCAGCCUAUUCUCGGCACAUCAAGCAUUUCUAGCAAAGUCUUUUGAUCGCCCAACAUUUACUUUGGACUACGGCGUCGUCCCAGGUUUGUGGGUGGUGGCCUCGCAGUGUCCAGACUAUUCAAUUCGCUUGCAGGCAAUCUACACCUUGCAGACCUGGCCCCACUGUGAGGGAAUCAUUAAUUCUAACGUCAUCGUCUCGAUGGCUUUAAGAAGUCUGAAGGCAGAAUUACGGGCUCGUGGUCAAUUAUACGGCUCAAUUAUAGAUGCUGACAUGGAAGAGGAGCUAUCCAGGUUUCUGUUUGACACAUUGAUGUCGACGCAGCAGGUGACCAACUGGUCGUUCAUUCGCGGAACUGAUCUGCUUCGGAAAUAUUCUUAA